CGGUAAUCGCGUCGAGACAUUUAUACAGUGACACAAAACGUCAUUGAUUUGGAGUAUCGACGAGCCGAGCUUGGUCAGCUGUAAUGGCAGGGGGAGGGGCAACGGGCGUCGACCUCAGCAGGAAGUUUGUGUCGGAAACAGAGCUUGAUGAGAAGAGGAAGAAGAGACAGGAGGAAUGGGAGAAAGUCCGAAAGCCUGACGACCCAGAGGAGGCCCCCGAGGAGGAGUACGACCCGCGCUCCCUUUUCGAGCGACUGCAGGAGCAGAAAGACAAGAAGCAGGAGGAUUUUGAGGAGCAAUUCAAAUUCAAGAACAUGGUGAGGGGAUUGGACGACGACGAGACCAGCUUCCUGGACGAGGUCUCCCGGCAACAGAGCCUGGUGGAGAAGCAGCGCAGGGAUGAGGAGAAGAAGGAACUGUUGGAAUACAGAAGCGCUGUAGCGAAGCAAGCGUCUGCUGACAGCCGCCCCGAGCCAGAAAAGAAGACAGCGCCUAAACACUCAGGGACGGAGCAAAGGACCAGCCACCUGUCUCAGGCGCAUUUAUUGGCUGGAGCUGUCAAGAGACGCAGCUCGUCCCAGUCUUCAGACAGCAGUAAGAAACAGAAGGUGGAAAUCACAAAGGCGACAACAGGAAAUGAAGACAGACACACAGAGCAGGAGGAAGGAGCAGGAGGAAGAGCAAGGGGGGCUGAAAACCAACAAACAGUCCUGACGGCAAAGACCCCCGCUGCUCCCCUGAACUCCAGUCAAGGCGUGUUGCACUUGCCGUCGGCGGCCGUGUGCGUCGGAGUUUUACCGGGACUCUGGGCUUAUUCCGGCAGCAGCGACUCUGACAGCAGCUCGGACAGCGAAGGUAGCGUGGAUGCAAUCAUGUUGCCGUACCCCCGGCUUAACAGGGCCUACAGAUAG
Scomber japonicus (chub mackerel) is the source of this 911-nucleotide messenger RNA. It is a transcript of the gene psme3ip1, whose product is annotated as proteasome activator subunit 3 interacting protein 1. The record is from RefSeq and is a predicted model, not a curated record. Bases 84 to 911 code for a protein of 275 amino acids. Lineage: Eukaryota; Metazoa; Chordata; Actinopteri; Scombriformes; Scombridae. Gene Ontology annotation, cellular component: nucleus. The transcript has 7 exons.